Sinocyclocheilus rhinocerous is the source of this 1515-nucleotide messenger RNA. Its product is annotated as coagulation factor IX-like. Lineage: Eukaryota; Metazoa; Chordata; Actinopteri; Cypriniformes; Cyprinidae. Bases 25 to 1515 code for a protein of 496 amino acids. The transcript is spliced from 8 exons. Gene Ontology annotation, molecular function: serine-type endopeptidase activity; calcium ion binding. Gene Ontology annotation, cellular component: extracellular region. The record is from RefSeq and is a predicted model, not a curated record. Gene Ontology annotation, biological process: blood coagulation; proteolysis.
AAGGGACUGAAUUUGGAUUGACAUAUGGCUUCAUUCAUUCUCCUUCUAUUCCAAUAUAUUCUGCUGCAGGCCUUUGCAGAUGGGGCGAAAGCUGACAGCAUUUUGCGGAGACACAGGCGAGCAAACACAGGACUGUUUGAGGAGUUUCUGAAUAGGAAUGUGGAGAGGGAGUGUAUGGAGGAGAACUGUGUCCUGGAGGAGGCCAGAGAAGCCUUUGAAAAUGAUGAAAAGACAAUGGAGUUUUGGGCAGGUUAUGUUGAUGGGGACCAGUGUAAAUCGUCACCCUGUCAAAACUGGGGCACUUGUGAGGACCAGAUGGGCACAUACACCUGUAACUGUCUACCAGGCUAUGUCGGCAAAAACUGUGAAAUAGUGACUGCCAAAAUGUGUGAUGUUGAUAAUGGAGGCUGUGAGCAUUUCUGUGUUGUGAUGGAGUCUCAUGGGACAGGGUGUCAGUGUGCAUCCGGUUACAGACUUAAAGAAGAUGGAUUCACGUGUGAACCUAUAGUUAAGUUUCCAUGUGGCAAAGUCACUAAAACGGCUGUGAGAACUUUUGCCAGCGGUCCAACGUCUGCACCGAACUCUGCACAAUCUUCCAAUAAAUCCACAUCCAGCACUUCCAAACCGGACAACUUGACAAGCCCUUCAAAUUCUAAACAGAAAAAAGAGAAAAUCGCGCCAUCUCAUGUUAAACUCCCUGAAUGGGCAUUUGAGGAGUAUUUGAUGACUCCUGUACCAACCGUAAGUGCCCCAAAAAGCCGUAUUGUUGGUGGCAAUCCAGCUUUACCUGGAGAAAUCCCUUGGCAGGUGGCGCUGGUGGCGCGCUCAACACAGCAGGUAUUCUGCGGAGGCUCCAUUCUUAACCAGUUAUGGGUCAUUACUGCAGCCCACUGUCUGGUAGGGACACAGAAUGGAUCCUUCUACAUCAGAGUUGGGGAGCAUGAUGUCUCCAAGACUGAAGGCACAGAACAGAAUCUGAACAUCACCCGUUUCAUCUCACAUCCCCGUUAUGACUCCAAAGUAAGCCUCUACAAUCAUGACAUUGCCUUGUUGCGGCUGCGCAACCCCAUCCGGUUUACCCUAACUGUACUUCCUAUCUGCCUGGGACCCAUGCUCUUCUCCAACUCACUGCUGCAGUCUGGAUCUCUGGCUACUGUCAGCGGCUGGGGCCGUCUGCGCUUUCAAGGCCGAAGUGCAGUGAACCUACAGAAGGUUGAGUUGCCUUAUGUAGACAGAACAGUGUGUAAGGAAAGCAGCAGUGACCCAGUCACAUACUUCAUGUUCUGUGCUGGAUACUCAGAUUCUCCUAAAGACGCGUGUCAGGGGGACAGCGGAGGACCUCAUGCCAUGCGCUACCACAACACCUGGUUCCUCACAGGCAUUGUCAGUUGGGGAGAAGAAUGUGCCAAGAAAGGGAAGUACAGUGUGUACACCCAGGUUGGUAACUAUUAUCGUUGGAUACAGCACAUCAUCAGAGUUACAAAGGGAGUACUGCUUAAAAAUGUGGACCUGUGA